Closterium sp. Yama58-4 is the source of this 825-nucleotide messenger RNA. The record is from the annotation of a GenBank genome assembly. NCBI's taxonomy places the organism in Eukaryota, Viridiplantae, Streptophyta, Zygnematophyceae, Desmidiales, Closteriaceae.
AUGUCGAAGCACUCCCACGAUGUCCUCGACACAGCCGUCGCGUUCCUCCAAAAGCGGGACGGCACCGACAAAGUGCUGAAAAUAUGCCGGUACUCCGUCAAGCUCCUCCUCGCCGUCGCCUUAAAACCGCACGCCGGUCAAACAGCCGGCUCCAGCUCUCAGUCAGAAACCGUGCGACGGCUCAAGAGCUUCGAGUCGAGCGUGGGAGCGAGUCGGAAGGCGCUGCGCGUGGGAAAGUUCUUGCAGGACGUGGAUGCGCUGAGGAAGGCUCCGCCGUUCAGCAGCGCCGAGGGGUUUCUGGAGCUCGUCGCGAGCGGCGGCGAGGGAGUUUAUUACUUCGUCGAGCAGCUCGUGUGGCUGGUCAAGGCCGGCGCCUUGGACAAGAAGCACUCGAGGCAGCUCCAGAAGAUCAGCGCAUGGGCGGAGUUCGUAGGGUAUUUCGGAAGUGUAGCCUUGAAAUCCAUGGAGAUAACCACCCUCUUGCACAAAGAGCGAUCAGCUUCAUUGCAGAUCAGAAUACAGCCAAUGCCAUACUCCAAUGGUGGAUCCUGCCAAUCGCCUGAUCAAGCUGGUAGCAGCAGCAUGGACAUGACGUCAUCAUCAGAGGAGGCUGCAAGGAAGCUUCUGAAAGCUCUCCAAUUCAAGCGGCUACUGAAGACGUUGGCUCUCAUCCAGGACCUAUCAGACGCCCUCCUGGCUCUGCAUGACAUUCUAGAAGAUUCCGAUGGGAACAGCCCUUUGGGAAAUCCCGCGCUUCUGGCUGCGUGUGGGUUGCUGUCCGCGUUGAUAUCCACACACAAGACAUGGGUCUCUGUCUCAGGGUGA